Messenger RNA from Rhagoletis zephyria (snowberry fruit fly), 773 nucleotides. RefSeq lists its product as uncharacterized. Gene Ontology annotation, biological process: tRNA splicing, via endonucleolytic cleavage and ligation. Gene Ontology annotation, molecular function: nucleic acid binding. The record is from RefSeq and is a predicted model, not a curated record. NCBI's taxonomy places the organism in Eukaryota, Metazoa, Arthropoda, Insecta, Diptera, Tephritidae.
AAUUCCUGAUGUGACGUGAAACGUGCCGGCGUAUUCUGACAGUGGUUUUGUGUAUUUUCUUGUAUAUUUGCUCAGGUAUAAAUCAAACUGUCGUCAAAGGUAUCAACUUGCUGUGAGUAGCGGGCAUUGUGCGUAAGUACAUACAUCCAUAUUCAUAUUGCGGAAUAAGUAAGCUGCAUACAAUUGAACUGCAACUCGACGCCCCGUGCAGUGCCUCACAAACUGUUCAUAUUUGUUUACAUUUCACACAGCUGAUUUUACAAGAGCGGUCAGUUAUUUACCAAUAGGUGCAUUCAUAUCAAGACAUAAAAUAAAACAGCUGCAAUUCUGCAAAUCUUUAUAAAUAUGACUUUUGUCGACACGGUGCGAGAAUUUCAUGCUUUGGGCUGUGAUGAUGACAUAAAGUGUGCUCUGGGCGUUCGAGUAUUUUUGGACUUGGAAUGCGAUAAACGUGUUACAAAAUUGUCGAAAUGUUACGAUUCGGAAUUGAAUUUGGUAUAUUUACAAGGCGAACGUGAUAAUGCAGUUGUCACUUUUGUGCCUGUUUUGUCCAGUCAACCAUUAAAUUUCGUUGACCUAGAAAGUAUUCAAAAGAAAUUAAUUGGAACGGAUAGUAAAAGCGCUGCGAUUACUAUAGCUAUUUGCGACACUUCAACGAAUGUUCUUUACUACGAAGUAACGCCAGGCGUGGUCGACAAAAAAUUAUGAUUAGCUAAAAGUACGCAAAGUCAAAUGUGUUACUGAUUUGAACAGUAAGUAAAUAUUAUUUAUAU